AUGUGGUUUAGUCCUGUUCGGGAGAAGGAGACAGUGAAGUUGCUUAGAAAAGUGGUCAAUAUCACGGACGUGGUUGCCGCAUGCAAGGAUACUGGAUACGAGUGGUUUGAACAAUUCCUUCGUAGUUUGUUGAAAAAGGAGGAAUGCGAGAAGGUAAAACCAGUCGAAAAAGCUUGCAAACAAAUUGUAGAGUGUUUAGUUCAGAACAUUAUGCGACUUGAAGAAAUAUCCGGACAAAACAACCAACGUCUCGUUGCUUGCUUGGCCACACUUCAUCUGCUCACUAAAAUUCGCCCGGAACUGAUGGUUCAAUAUACAAUGGUUUUGCAGACGUAUCUGCGGUGCAAUGAAAAUUCUGAUCCGCACGUCUUACACUACGUCGCUCGAAUAUUGGAAGUUACUGUCCCGUUGAUGGAACAUCCUAGUGAAUCGUUUGUCGCCCAGCUGGAGGAAGAUAUGGUGAAACUAACCUUAAAACAUGGGAAAAUGGUACUUGAAUCAUGCGUUGCG
This is a messenger RNA of Echinostoma caproni, 510 nucleotides long. The record is from the annotation of a GenBank genome assembly. Lineage: Eukaryota; Metazoa; Platyhelminthes; Trematoda; Plagiorchiida; Echinostomatidae.